Molecule: messenger RNA, 429 nt
Organism: Aspergillus welwitschiae
Lineage: Eukaryota; Fungi; Ascomycota; Eurotiomycetes; Eurotiales; Aspergillaceae
Product: WLM domain-containing protein
Exons: 2
Coding region: 1-429 (142 amino acids)
Source: RefSeq, a predicted model, not a curated record
AUGGCUGAGCAUCGUGAUCAGCAUUCGAGGAUUAGAGCCAACCUCCUCACCAACGUUGCUGGUCGCGUCACCCCCUUGAUUCGGGCCCGGGGAUGGAAACUUGGCACUCUGUACGAAGUAUACCCAGACGACACGAACCUCCUGGGUCUCAAUUACAACCAGGGAGAGAGGAUCUUUAUCCGUCUGCGGAGUGCGAUAAAUGAAUAUCUACCGCUGCCUGAAAUCAUCGAUAUAAUGCUGCACGAACUCGCCCACGUCGAGCAUCCCAACCAUGGACCUGAAUUUGUUAUGCUGUGGGAGCAGCUGCGGUGGGAGUUUGGAUAUAAUUCUGGCAAUGGGAAUCGUCAAGAUCACUCGGGGAUUCAUAUCUCCGACCAGCUCAUCAUUCCAGACAAAACGGAUGCCAACACAACAGUCUGUCCCAUUUGA